Messenger RNA from Chinchilla lanigera (long-tailed chinchilla), 2635 nucleotides. RefSeq names its product EMI domain containing 1 (gene Emid1). The record is from RefSeq and is a predicted model, not a curated record. Gene Ontology annotation, molecular function: protein binding. Lineage: Eukaryota; Metazoa; Chordata; Mammalia; Rodentia; Chinchillidae.
CGGGGACGGCAGGCUGGGGCCGGCGGCUGGGGGCAGCCGUGCACAGCAUGGGCGGCCCGCGGGCCUGGGCGCUGCUCUGCCUCGCACUGCUACUCCCAGGAGGCGGCGCCGCGUGGUCCGUCGGAGGCACCCCGUUUUCUGGACGCAGGAACUGGUGCUCGUAUGUGGUAACCCGUACCAUCUCAUGCCAUGUGCAAAAUGGAACUUACCUUCAGCGAGUGCUGCAGAACUGCCCCUGGCCCAUGAGCUGCCCAGGCAGCAGCUACAGAACUGUGGUGAGACCCACAUACAAGGUGAUGUACAAGACAGUGACCACCCGCGAGUGGAGAUGCUGCCCUGGACACUCAGGAGUGAGCUGCGAAGAAGCUGCAGCCUCCUCUGGCUUCGUGGAGCCGAUGUGGUCGGGCAACACCAUGCGGCGAAUGGCGCUUCGGCCCCCAGCCUUCUCAGGUUGUCUCAACUGCAGCAAAGUGACAGAGCUGGCCGAGCGACUGACAGCACUAGAGGCCAAGGUAGCCAUACUGACUGUCACCGAGCAGGCAGUUCCUCCAACCCUACCUACCCCUGAAGACCCUGCGCCACUCUGGGGCUCCCCAGCUGCCCAGGGCACCCCUGGAGAUAGAGGCCUCCAGGGGCUACCAGGAGCCAGAGAGACAGCAAGGGUCCCACUGCUCCCUCGAGAUGACCGAGUGGGUACGCGGGGGCUGCCGGGCCCCACCGGCCCCAAGGGAGAUGCUGGUAGCCAGGGCCCAGUGGGAAUGAGAGGCCCGCCAGGUCCACAGGGUCCACCAGGAAGCCCUGGCCAGGCCGGAGCUGCAGGCAUCCCUGGAGAGAAGGGACCUCCAGGCCCACCAGGGCCUCCUGGCCCCCCGGGACCCCCAUCCCCUGUUGGGCCACCUUAUGCCCAGAUCUCCCAGCAUGGGGACUCAUUACUGUCUAACACCUUCACUGAGACCAGCAGCCACUGGCCUCAGGGACCCACUGGUUCCCCAGGUCCUCCUGGCCCUCCAGGACCCAUGGGUCCCCCUGGACCUCCUGGCCCCACAGGGGUACCCGGGAGUCCUGGACACAUGGGACCCCCAGGCCCUACUGGACCCAAAGGAAUUCCAGGCCACCCAGGACAAAAGGGCGAAAGAGGAGCACGUGGGGAGCCUGGCCCCCAAGGCCUCACAGGGCAGCAGGGAGAACCUGGCCCCAAAGGAGACCCUGGUGAGAAGAGCCACUGGGUCGAAGCCUUCAUCCCUUAUUCAAACAGGGAAACUGAGCUCCAACUCUGCAGAGAAAACCUGUGGCAAAGCCUAGACUUGGCCUCCUGCCACUGCGAAUGGAUAUGCCAUCCCCAUCUUCAGGGUGGUCAUCAUGGGAAGGGGAAGGAGGACCUGGAGUCAGCAGAGGGAGUUUGGCUGUAAUAACAGAUGGUGUAGUGGCCUCCCGGAGAAGAUAGACUAAGCUAAAAGGUGCAUAACCAGGUUCAGGGUGUCAGCAGGAGUGGGAACACCGUGUGCAAAAACCCUGGGACAAGAGUAGACCCCAGGGGCCGGGAAUAUAGCUCAGCAGCACAAGCACCUGCCCGGCAAGUGCAGGGUCCUGAGUUCAAUUCCCAGUACCAAAAAAGUAAAAAAAUUAAGAGUAGACCCCAGGUAUUUGAAAAGCUACAAAUACUUGGAGCAGCAGUGUGACAGAAAAGUAGAGAGACAGAUCUCAGAGAGAUCCUCAGGACUUAGAAGGCCAUGUCAGGGAAUUUAGAUUUUGUUUGAUAGGUCAUGGACAUAUUCCUAAGGAAGAGAGUGACUUAGUCUAUUUUGUUCGCAAAAUAGCUCUUUCAUUGCCACAUGGAGAAUGACUGGGAGAAGAGGGAACCAUGGGAGAAGCAAAAAGAGCCUGGGCAGGAAACUGCUGGGGUCAUCUCUGUGAGAGACUGUGGGGGGUUGGAACUGGGAGUGGGGGCAGCAAGGACAGGCCAGUGUCAAUGGAGCUAAGGGACCCUUGGGCGCUGCUUUGGCUGUGAAGGGGAAUGAGGAGUCAGGAAAACUUAGGAUAAUUAAAGAGAACCAGGAGAAGCAAGUACACUGAGUUUCGUCCCUGGAAAAAUGGGACAUGUGCGUAUUAUGGAAUGGUGAGGGUGUCCAGCAGGCUCUGGACACUUAGAUCCAGAGCACAGAUACCGACCAGCCCAGAAAGGGACCAGUAUCACCAGUGCAGAGAGCAAGCCAUCCUUCUAAGAGGGGCUAUUUUUUUUUUAAUGCUUUCCUUUUGAUUUCUACUUUGAAAUUUUUCAAAUACCCUAUGCCAAAAUGCUUAUUCAAUGGACAUCCCUUCCUUUAUGUCAGCCAAUUAAUAGUAUUUUGCACAUUUACUAUUUUCCUCUUUAUGUGUUUGUAUAUCUUUCUUUCUAAUUCAUCUGAAAGUAAGCUGCAAAUGUCGUCCACAUCUUCUUUAACAUUUCAGCAGACGUCUCAAUAAAAAAAACAUUUUCCCAAAUAACUAUAAUACAACUGUCAUGCCUAAGAAACUAACAUUAGUUAAGUAACAUGAUGCCACUUAAUAUGUAAUUCGCAUGUCAGUUUUACCAGUUGUCCCCAAAAUUCCUUUGAAAGUUCUUUUUAUUUAUCCAGGUAUUUUAUUUACUUUCACA